UUGGGGGAUAACCUGGUGUACAUGAGGACCCAAAAGGCACGAUUUGGGUACACGAGGGACUCAUCAUGCACCGAAUAACGGGAAAAGCAGGAGGGGACAGUUUAAUUGAGAUGAGCCCAACGGACUCCUUCAGCGAUGAAUCAAAUGGCUACCAUCAACACGCCUCAUCCAGCACAGGAUCCCUCCAGCAGGGACAGCCAGCGUCUCCUUUAACGUCUGAUGUGUGUGUAGAGACCUGUGAGUCUCUCAACACCAGCCUGGCUUCCUUGGCCCCCUCUGAUCACAGCGACAGUCCACACUUUGAAGCACAGACAUUUGAGCAAAUCAAUGCUUUGACUGGGCUGUCGAGAAAGCGGGCGCUAUUCCUGAAGUUUCGUUCCAGGAUUGACAAACAACAGCACAGUAAAGACUCUGUGUUCUUCCGUGACGGCGUGCGCAGGAUUGACUUUGUCCUGUCCUACGUCGAUGAUAAAGAUGGCGAGAGAAAACAAGAGAGGAGGAAGGUGUAUGAGGCCAACCUCGAGGACGUCGGCCUGGAGCUGGAGACAGAAGAUAAAUCAGAGUCAGAAGAUGGAAAGACUUACUUUGUGAAGAUCCACGCUCCCUGGGAAGUGUUGGCCACCUACGCAGACGUGCUGAAGAUAAAGGUCCCAUUCAAGGUCAACGACAUCCCUGACAACAGCGAGAUGCCCAUGAACUGGUUGUCCACCCCUUUCCGUCUGCCGGAGCACAUCAUGCACCCUGAGCCAGACUAUUUCACAGCUCCCUUCAACAAGAGCAAGUCUGACUUCUUCCUCAUCGACAACAAAGAGACCUUCUUCCCCCCUUCUACUCGCAACAGGAUAGUCUACUACAUCCUUUCACGUUGUUCGUACCUAAGGGAUAAAUGUGGAGACAAAGACAAGAAGGGAAUCAAGAGGUUACUCAACAACGGCACCUACACUGCUGCUUUCCCCCUGCAUGAUUGUAGAUACUGGAUGAAAUCAAAGGACCCUAACUGCGAAAGUGAGAGGUACAACCUCUACAAACACUGGGCCAAGUUCCUCUGUUUCUACAAGGAGCAGCCCCUCAAUCUCAUAAGGAAGUAUUAUGGGGAAAAGAUAGGUAUUUAUUUUGCGUGGUUGGGUUUCUACACUGAGAUGCUGUUGUUCGCUGCAAUAGUGGGGACAAUUUGUUUCAUCUAUGGAUUCCUCACCUACGACGACAACGAAUGGAGUAAAGAAAUCUGUAGUGAAGAAAUUGGGGGCAACAUCGUCAUGUGCCCGCUGUGUGACAAGAAAUGUGGCUACUGGAAGCUCAACUCGACAUGCAACUCCUCAUGGCAAUCACACCUGUUUGACAAUGUGGGGACGGUGUUUUUUGCCAUAUUUAUGGGGAUUUGGGUGACGCUGUUUCUGGAGUUCUGGAAGAGACGGCAGGCUCGUCUUGAGUACGAGUGGGAUCUGGUCGACUUUGAGGAGGAGCAACAGCAGCUCCAGCUUCGGCCGGAGUAUGAGACCAAGUGCCACAACCGCAAGAUGAAUCGCAUCACUCAGGAAAUGGAGUGGGUACUUGACAGGACUACUACAGAUCUAAUGGGGAAAUUACUUCUGUGCUGGGCCACCGUGGUACUCUGGAUCUCAUUGAUCAUUGCCUGCAUCAUUGGGGUGAUAGCGUACCGCCUGGCGGUAUACGCAGCCUUCGCCAGCAUCAUGAAGGACAGUCCCACCACCCAACUGCAGGUGGUUGGCCCUUUCAUCACACCACAGCUGGCCACCUCUGUCACCGCCUCCUGUAUCAACUUUGUAAUCAUCAUGAUCCUCAACCUCAUGUAUGAGAGAGUGGCUGUUUGGAUCACUGACAUGGAAAUUCCCAAGACCCAUCUGGAGUAUGAGAACAAACUGACAGUCAAGAUGUUCCUCUUCCAGUUUGUCAACUAUUACUCCUCCUGCUUCUACGUGGCUUUCUUUAAGGGCAAGUUUGUCGGUUAUCCUGGAGAUUAUGCUUAUAUGUUUGGCAAGUGGAGCAAACUGAGGAAUGAAGAGUGUGACCCUGGUGGCUGUUUGAUCGAGUUGACCACCCAGCUGGUGAUAGUGAUGACUGGUAAACAGGUGUGGGGAAACAUCCAGGAGGCUCUGGUCCCGUGGCUGAUGAACUGGUGGGGCAGCAGGAAGGCACGAAGCCAUCCAGAGAGUCUGUACAGCCGCUGGGAGCAGGACCACGACCUGCAAGGCUUUGGGCAGCUGGGCCUCUUCUACGAGUAUCUGGAAAUGGUGAUCCAGUUUGGUUUCAUCACGCUGUUCGUCGCCUCCUUCCCCCUGGCGCCCCUGUUGGCGCUUUUCAAUAACGUCAUAGAGGUUAGAGUGGAUUCCUGGAAGCUCACCACUCAGUUCAGACGUCCUGUGGCAGCAAAAGCCCACAGCAUCGGGGCCUGGCAGGAAAUCCUCAAUGGGAUGGCCAUACUCUCUGUUGUCACAAAUGCGUUUAUUGUGGCUUUCACCUCUGAUAUGAUCCCUCGGCUCGUGUACAUGUACGCCUACCAGCCGGACGGCGAGAUGAAUAUGAAAGGCUACAUAAACAACAGCCUGUCGGUGUUUAAUAUCUCUGAGAUCCCUCUGGCCAACAGGCCUGAGGAUGGGGAGAAUCCAUUCUGGUUCAACAGCACCAUCACUACCUGCAGGUAUCGUGAUUACCGCUACCCUCCUGGCCACGAGAAGCAGUACUCCCACACUAUGCAGUUCUGGCACAUUCUGGCUGCCAAGUUGGCCUUCAUCAUCAUCAUGGAGCAUGUCGUGUUCCUGGUCAAGUUCUUCGUGGCCUGGAUGAUUCCUGAUGUUCCCUCUGACGUGAGGGCUCGAAUAAAGAGAGAGCGCUACCUGGUCCAGGAGUACCUCCAUAACUAUGAAGUGGAGAAGCUGAAGAUCCAACUUACCCAACACGACCACAAUGAGUGUACCUGCGCGCCCAUGAUCUAUCCGUCUUUACCCAGACACGAGGUGCUGUCAGAGUGUCUCUAGCCCAGCGAGCUGCUGGUCCAUCAGAUUGAAGGACAUGGUGAUGUAGAUUGCCCUGCUUGUGUAUUAUGAUACUGACCAUCGUUUUGCUGUAGUGCCUGUGUUGUUUGUGCGCACCAUAGCCCCCCCCCCACUAAUGUCCUGAUAAUGGAAGUGCACACAUGUGAAAGACCAAGUCUCCAUGCUUGCUGAAUCUUGAAGCACAUGAAUUUAAACCCCUGUCUCGUAUUCAUGGCUUUUCAUUCUCUUAUGUUGUAAUCAUAGUGCUGAGGAUAAUCAAAACUUGCUUUAAGGAAAAGGAAGAGAAAAUACACUGUGUCUAAGACAGGCAACUUACUCUUAUUUAAAUACGAUGCUAUUUAUUAAAGUGCCACUACAAGCAACCAAAGAUUGAACGCCUUAAUAUAUCACAAAGUUAUUAUUGGCUGUUUUGGCCAGGAGAAUAGCGAUUGGUGUUAUUGUAAACUCAGAGCUUGCUUGUAUGAAGGUUUCCGUCAUAAAGUGUAUGUUCAAUGCUUUUUGUUUUGUUUUUACAGUUACUGUAACAAAUGUGAGCUUUGUUUAUUUGACAGCAUUGAGGUCAGAGCACAGAAUUAACACAAUUUUGCCAAAUCAUUUGCCUCACUCCGCUGGCAGUGGACCAGUUAAUGGGCUGCUCCUGCAUUAUUUUGUUUUAAUCUCAUAAACAGCCCCGCAGUUUCUCCAGGCCAAAAUCUGACACGUGAAGUGUCUUUUUUUUUUUCUUAUGAAGACAAAUCUGUGCUGCUGUUACUACUGUGAGUGAGGGCAGAUUGUGUCCUGCAAUGGCCAGUUUUUUGUUUUUUUGAGCAGCUGGUGCAUAUUGACUGUUGACAGCGAGUCCUGAUCCAGAAGUGAAAAGCUCUGAGAGAGAAAGAGAGAGAGAGCAAAGAGAUCCAUUUGUUAAUGUGCCUCUGUUUACCAACAUGUCAGAGCUAAUGACAGCCUGCUCCUACCUACUGAACUAUGUUUGCUCCAUUACACAAUGCACAUCAGCCAUCGCCUGGUUCUUCUGUUUUCCUCAGCUGCGUCUGUGUAGAGACGGAAAGAUACACUCUUUUUUCUUUAUCUUUUUUUUUUUUUACAUUUUGCACAAAGCACUUAAUGAAACAUGACUACCAAAACAUAAACGUGUCGGUUUAGUUGUUGUCAUGACACUAACGUACUCAUCAUCGGUGUUUUGAAGCAGCCCUGUGUGUUUAUUUUCCUUUUGAAUGGGAUGAAAACUGUAUCGUAUGAAACAAGUUGUUCCCUGUUCUGAAUCUGUUUGGACAAAGAUGUAGCUUUUUGUUUUGAAAUUCCAUGAAGGACGUUUCACGUUUAUUAAGCUGCCUACAUUGAAAUGUGUUUGAAGGAUCUGUUGUUGAAGUAUUUUGAUUUUAGGUAAAAUAGCUGACUGGCUGUGCGACAAAGUCAGGCCACUAAAUCCAUGUUUGUUUGAGAUGCAUGUGGAUGCAAAGUUUGACGGUUCCAGUUUGCCUUUACAUGCCCUGCGCUCAGCUGAAGUCAGGCCUGUUGAUGCCUUAAUAUAUCAGAUCAUUUGUUUUCUAUUGUAUCUACUUGUACAUCUCCUUUAAAACAAGCUUUUUUUAAAACAUGUUUUUGUCAUCUUUUAUUAUGCUUGAUAAUAUUUUAUUUUAUACUGUCACCAUGCUUGUUAAAAUCUGUUUACUGUAUGCUUAAAGUUUCAUGUUUUCAUUGAUUUCUUUCUGUCGUUUUUGUAACUGUCCCAUAUCCAAGUGUAUUGUAAACAAAGACAAAUCUCCAAAAUAAAGUACCGGUUCAACU
Molecule: messenger RNA, 4799 nt
Organism: Scatophagus argus
Lineage: Eukaryota; Metazoa; Chordata; Actinopteri; Scatophagidae
Gene: ano5a
Product: anoctamin 5a
Exons: 22
Coding region: 66-2996 (976 amino acids)
Biological process (GO): chloride transmembrane transport
Cellular component (GO): plasma membrane
Molecular function (GO): chloride channel activity; protein dimerization activity
Source: RefSeq, a predicted model, not a curated record